Glossina fuscipes is the source of this 339-nucleotide messenger RNA. RefSeq names its product dynein light chain roadblock-type 2-like. The record is from RefSeq and is a predicted model, not a curated record. Gene Ontology annotation, biological process: microtubule-based movement. Bases 1 to 339 code for a protein of 112 amino acids. Lineage: Eukaryota; Metazoa; Arthropoda; Insecta; Diptera; Glossinidae. Gene Ontology annotation, cellular component: cytoplasmic dynein complex; cytoplasm; centrosome. Gene Ontology annotation, molecular function: dynein intermediate chain binding. The transcript is spliced from 2 exons.
AUGUUAUCUUUUAAAAGAGAUCAGAAUAAACGUACCCGGUCGUAUGUAGAAGAAGCGUUUCGUUUAAUCCAAGAAAAACCGGAUGUUGUCGACACUAUGAUAUUGAAUAACCAAGGGAACCCCAUAAAAACCUCAAUGGAACCUAAUCUGUCGCUACAAUACGCGGGCUUAUUUGAAAUUUUACGUGAUAAAGUUACGAUUGGCAUACAAAAGAUCCAUCCGGGUGACGAGUUGUUAAUGCUACGAGUUCGCACAACUUCUAAUGAAAUUAUAUUGGUGCCCGAUGGCAAAAUCACGGCAUUAGUUAUUCAAAAAGCGCAAGAUCGUUUCAAUACAUAA